Molecule: messenger RNA, 585 nt
Organism: Helianthus annuus (common sunflower)
Lineage: Eukaryota; Viridiplantae; Streptophyta; Magnoliopsida; Asterales; Asteraceae
Product: ATP-dependent DNA helicase PIF1-like
Exons: 1
Coding region: 1-585 (194 amino acids)
Source: RefSeq, a predicted model, not a curated record
AUGCCUGGUGAAAAAAAGGUAUAUCUCAGUUCAGAUACUUUAUGUGAGUCUGAGGAUCAAACCGACCUUAACAUUGCAUUGUUUCCUCCGGAUGUAUUAAACAAAUUGCAUCAGUCAGGAUUACCUAACCAUAAAUUGGUUCUCAAAGUUGGAGCUCCGGUAAUGUUACUUAGAAACAUUGAUCAAACAAAUGGUCUGUGUAACGGUACACGACUUCAAGUAACAAAACUUGGAAAACUUGUAAUCGAAGCAAAGAUUAUUACCGGAAAUAAUAUAGGUCAUCAUACUUUGAUUUCAAGAUUGAAAAUGACACCGUCCGAUAAAAGAUUACCGGUGAAAAUUGCACGAAGACAGUUCCCAAUAUCUCUAUGCUUUGCAAUGACCAUCAACAAAAGGCAGGGACAAUCACUUGAACGUGUAGGCUUAUAUCUUCCACGGCCGGUUUUUAGUCAUGGACAACUAUACGUUGUUGUAUCUCGAGUAAAGAGCAUGAAGGGUUUGAAGAUCUUGAUAUGUGACAGGGGAAAACAAGUGUGUAAAACCACAACUAACGUGGUCUACAAAGAAGUUCUACAAAAUCUAUAG